Molecule: messenger RNA, 2005 nt
Organism: Laetiporus sulphureus 93-53
Lineage: Eukaryota; Fungi; Basidiomycota; Agaricomycetes; Polyporales; Laetiporaceae
Exons: 12
Coding region: 138-1610 (490 amino acids)
Source: RefSeq, a predicted model, not a curated record
AGCAACCUGCAUCGUGCAACGUCAACGUUCAACCGUCUAAAAACUCCUUGAUCUUUUCCUUCCCUGUUCUCCCUAGUUGUUUUUUUCGAUUGAAAAGGUUGAAGGCACUUAGGACUGCAUUCAUCGAUCCAUAGACCAUGCCACCGAACGCCUGCAACGCCGCUUUAUCCGAAGCAACGCAGCAUCGUGCACCAGAGGACAUUGGCACGGAGGACUACGUUUAUCAAUGGCUUCAAGACAUCGGCGCCCCUGUGGUCUCACAGGAUGAUCUUCAUCGACUGUACAAAGGACCCUUUGCAGAUGUGCUACUCUUUGUUGCUCGACAUAUCCGAGGACGGCGAGAAACAGCGGUAUGCAGACAUCAAUUUCAGUGCGCGUCAACAUCUGAGAGGAAGAGCGCAGCCCCACAGGCAUGUUCUUCGUUUUCUGUCACCAAACGUACAAAGACCCGACUGGAUGGUGCAAAGUUAGAACGGCGCGCCGCAGAGGACAGCCUUCGCAAUUUACUGAACGACACGUACCUAAGUCAACGCGAAGCUGAUCGUUUGCAAGACGAUCUUCAGCUGACACGAGGGACAAAUCUUCUUCUACGCGUUCUCGCUCAAAAGGAGUCCAAUCGCAUUGCACGGCUUGUAUGCAUCAGUGACAUGAUGAUGCAGCUUCGGAAAGAUAUCUCGUCCCGGAAGUCCGAGAAGGGCCGCCUUCACGAGACGGGAAUGCGUAAUACAAAUCGCUAUUUUGCACCUCACAUCCGUGCAGAUCACACGCAGGACGUGCUCGCGAGCUUUCACUCGUUUCACGUCCGGCUAUCCCACCUCUGGAUCUCCUUGCAAUCGUCAAAGCAGGAAGGCGAACGAAGUGGCGAAGCGCGAUUAAUGAAAGCAAUUUCCGAUGCAAUGAAUCUACACAUGUCCGACGAGCGAGUGAUCCUCGCACAUUGCAGCGACCGUCUUAAGAAGCAGACACGCCUUCGAUGCUCACAGAAUCUGAGAUAUCACUCGCUGCUGCCCGCUUUCUCAGAAGCUCCAGAUGACGCCGAACUUGACAAGAUACAGAAGCGGAUUAUGGAGAAGGAGCGAAAGCUGCAAUCACUAUCGGAUCUCUCGAUAGCGCUCAUACAUGCAAGUUCACAAUCGCUUCAAAGUCUAUCAACCUUCAGUGCUGGGGCUGCCCCCAUCCUUCAGCAGGAGUUGCAGGAUAAGGCCAGUGCAGUACAGGGCUACGUAGACCUUCUCCGUCAUUCCGUUUCGAAACGCACGAAAGUUGUGGCGGAACACUGUGCACGCGAUCCCAUAAAGCUAGGAAGGGGAAAGAGCGUUAAUCGCAUACUGAGCGAAGUCCAGCGGUCUAUCGAGCUAGUGCACGAGAAAGAGUGCUUCCUACGGAAUGCAACGUCCAUUGACCCUGCAGUCAUUCUGCCCAACAACAAAGACGAGCUUGCAAAAAGACUUGAAACGCAUAAGAAACGUCAAGCCGAGCUGAACGAGCAGAUCACUCUCCUCCUUCGACAUAAACUCGACAAAGCCCACGCAGGCAGGCCGUUGGAACAUGAUACCGAGCGUAUUGCGCAGGAAAUCUGUCUUGUGGGAUCCAUGAGCGGUCUGCGAUAAUCAAUGGCGUUGAACAGAUUAUUGCAUAUAUAUUGCAAACCCAUGUGCCCUGAAGUGAGGAUGUUCGCUAUUCAUUCCAACUAAAGGUAUUGUUGAACGUAUUGCAAGGAACAAGACCAAGAAUAUCCAGCAGAUCCAAGCUACAUGAGAUGCCGUGGCUAUAUGCAAUUACAUGAGCAAGAGUCUCGAGGUCAUGAGGAGAUCGUUAGAGAAGCAGGGACAUAUCCAGACAGCACAAUACAUUAUGUUAAACAGCACAUCACACAGCAUGGUCGACGCCGACAGCUCCCCAGAAGUAGGUGGAACGUGGCGAUGACAGGGAAGGAAUAUCCUAGCGCUGCGAGACAAGGCAAGAACGUCCAAAUGUAGAGCGGAGGGAGAGCGCAGCCGCUCAC